This is a messenger RNA of Raphanus sativus (radish), 2312 nucleotides long. Its product is annotated as putative L-type lectin-domain containing receptor kinase I.10. Gene Ontology annotation, biological process: protein phosphorylation. The record is from RefSeq and is a predicted model, not a curated record. The coding region runs from base 132 to 2129 and encodes 665 amino acids. Gene Ontology annotation, molecular function: protein kinase activity; carbohydrate binding; ATP binding. The transcript has a single exon. Gene Ontology annotation, cellular component: plasma membrane. NCBI's taxonomy places the organism in Eukaryota, Viridiplantae, Streptophyta, Magnoliopsida, Brassicales, Brassicaceae.
GAGAAUAAACAAACAAUACUUUACACUAAAAACACAAAAGCUCACUUCUUUCUUUGUUCCUUCAACUUGCAAAGGUUAAUGUUCUUCAACACAGAUCCAGCAGACUCUCUUAUUCAUCAUCAUCAUCAGCAAUGACUUGUAGAUUGCUUCAGAUCCUCAUGAUCUCUUCUUUCCAUCUCAUUUAUCUAUCAACUCAACAAGAGAUAAAGUUUCUCUACGACAACUUUGGAGUGCAAGAAAAUCUUUAUCUUGAUGGAUCUGCAACAGUCCUUCCCAGUGGAUUGCUGCAGCUUACAAACGCUGGAAAUCAUCAGAUGGGUCAUGUUUUCUACAAGAAACCAGUUAAGCUCGCUUCUUCUAAACCGCUCUCUUUCUCAACACACUUCGUUUGCGCUUUGGUUCCUCAGCCAGGGCAUGAAGGUGGCCACGGCAUGGCCUUUGUUGUAUCUCCUUCUAUGGAUUUCUCUCAUGCAGAAACAACUAGGUACCUGGGGAUCUUCAACGUGUCUAAAAGUGGAUACCCUUCUUCUGAUGUGCUUUCUGUUGAGCUUGAUACUAUUUGGAAUCCAGAUUUUGAAGAUAUAGACAAGAACCAUGUGGGGAUUGAUGUCCACAGUCCUCUCUCCGUAGGAAUAGCUUCAGCUUCUUACUAUUCAGACAUAGAGGGGAAGAACGAAAGCAUAAACCUACUGAGUGGAAAGCCAUUACAGGUGUGGGUGGAUUAUGAAGGCACUUUGCUCAAUGUCUCAAUAGCUCCUCUUGAAGUUGAGAAGCCAAGCCGGCCUCUGUUGUCACAACCCAUCAAUCUUACCGAAGUUUUUCCUAAUAGUUCAAGACUUUUUGUUGGAUUCUCUGCAGCAACAGGGACAGCUACUAGUUACCAGUAUGUUCUUUCGUGGAGUUUUUGCACAGACAGAGGAUCUUUACAGAGUCUUGACUUGUCAAGACUCCCUGAAGUUCCUCCUCCAAGAGCGGAACAUAAGAAUCUAUCUCAACUGUUCAUUGUCUUGCUUGGUUUUGUGGCUACCAUGGGGUUAGGUGUUCUCAUAGGAGUGUAUCUUUUUAGGAGGUGCAAGUACGCAGAAGUGACCGAAGCAUGGGAGAAGGAGUUCGGUGCGCACAGAUUCUCUUACAAGUCAUUAUACAAAGCAACAAAAGGGUUUCACAAAGAUGGGUUUCUUGGAAAAGGAGGUUUUGGAGAAGUGUACAGAGGAACUCUCAUGCUAAGCAGAGAGAUAGCUGUGAAGAGAAUGUCUUAUAACGGUGAUGAAGGUGUGAAGCAGUUUGUGUCUGAAGUGGUGAGCAUGAGAUGUCUGAAACACAGGAACCUUGUUCCACUUCUUGGUUACUGCAGGAGAAAGCAUGAGCUUCUUCUUGUCUCUGAGUACAUGCCUAAUGGUAGUCUUGAUGAGCAUUUGUUUGAUGACCAGAAACCAGUACUCUCUUGGCCCCAGAGGCUUGUGAUCCUUAAGGGGAUAGCUUCUGCUCUUUGUUACCUUCACACAGGUGCUGACCAAGUUGUUCUGCACAGAGAUAUCAAAUCUUCAAACAUUAUGUUGGACGGUGAGUUCAACGGAAGGCUAGGGGAUUUUGGUAUGGCAAGGUUUCAUGACCAUGGAGGGUAUGCACACCCAACAGGAGCCGUUGGAACCAUAGGGUACAUAGCGCCAGAAGUAAUAGAUAUGGUAGCUAACACUGGAACUGAUGUGUAUGCCUUUGGUGUUUUCAUGCUUGAAGUAACAUGUGGGAGGAGACCUGUGGAACCACAGUUACAAUGUGAGAAACGGCUUCUGAUCAAAUGGGUUUGUGAGUGCUGGAAAAGGGAUGCUCUGCUUGAUGCUAUUGACCCGAGACUGGGAGAUGAAUACUCGCAAGAGGAAGUAGAGAUGGUUAUGAAACUCGGUUUGCUAUGUUCAAGUACAGUGCCGGAAUCAAGGCCUACGAUGGAACAAGUGGUCUUAUACUUAAACAACAGCCUGCCUUUGCCAGAUGUUUCACCAUAUACUGUGGGUUUAAGCAGUCAUUCUUCGGUUCUGAUCGAUGCAGCCUCUCUUGUAGCUUCAAGGAGCUGGUCAGCUUCCUCCUCCAUCUCUUCUUCCUUGGCCAAAAGCUCCCCUUCAAAAGAAUAAGCCGUGGUUAAGACAUACAUUGGAUUAUAUAAGAUCGUUAGUCAUAGGUAAACACCAAAUGUACAUAGCAGAAAGCAGAUUUUCUAGCUUUCAAGAUUGUGUUAUCUCUCUCUCACUUUGUCUUAAGAUCAAUGAAUUUUUCAGAAAAUAAUUUGCAAUCUUAUCCCUUAUUGGUUUAAACCC